Ciona intestinalis (vase tunicate) is the source of this 1730-nucleotide messenger RNA. NCBI's taxonomy places the organism in Eukaryota, Metazoa, Chordata, Ascidiacea, Phlebobranchia, Cionidae. The record is from RefSeq and is a predicted model, not a curated record.
AUAAUGAAAUUUUGAGAAAUAAUUUUGUUGUUUUUGCAAGCAGGAAGAUUUUAUAGUGACCAGACAUUUAAAAAUUCGUUUGUUGUAUAAUUGUAUGUAUUUAGCUUUAUAUAUGCUAUGAUGGAGAGUGAGAUAAACGUUACGUCUGCUCCUUCCACCACGCAUGCAAGAUUCACCUGUUAUGGAACAACAUUGGUGGAAAUGAGAGGAAGUUUCAAAAUCUUUCAUAACUCGACAAUUUCUUAUGAAAGCAACUUCUCGCAACUUACAGACAAAGAAGUCGCAAGCAUUUGUUUGUACAUGAUCGUGUUCUGUAUGGCAAUGGUGGGCAACAUACUGGUAGUUGUGACUCUAGCUCUCAACCCGCGCAUGCGCACUGUCACAAACUGCUUUUUGCUCAGUUUGGCAGUGAGUGACCUGCUACUCGCCGUCUGCUGCAUGCCCGUUUCGCUGGUUGGGCAGAUUCUUAAACGUUUCAUCUUUGGUGAAAUAUUGUGCAAAGCAAUCCCCUAUUUUAUGGCGGCUUCCGUGUCCGUAUCUACAUUCACACUUCUCGCCCUCUCUUUGGAAAGAUACAGUUCAAUCUGCCAUCCCUUGAAAUCCCGUGUCUGGCAGACUAGAAAGCAUGCUAUCAAGGUUAUUUGUGGGAUUUGGAUUUCUAGUUUCAUCCUUGUUUCUCCAACACUUGUCUUUAGUAAUCUAAGCAACAUCCCAAUAGUGAAGAUCGGUCGAUGCUCGCCUGCUUGCAGAAUGACUUUUCCAAACCGUAUUACCAACCAAGCAUGGUAUCUUUUUCUUCUGGCGUCCAUGUUUUGCAUCCCCGGGGUCGUUAUGAUUAUGACGUACACAAAGAUAUGCUGGGAUAUCUUGAACCGGUUUAAACUGGAUUCAAGUUUCCGGAACACAGCAGGGGGAAGACUUGGGUCGAGUUCCGACUACGUACCUGCUGCUUGUACAAGCAAUGGAGACGGCAUUUGCGUCUCGUCACCACGGCUACCAUGCGACAGUAAAGUUAUGGGCUCCCCUUCGACGGUUAAUAGCCCUGCGAUUGCUAGAGUCAACGGAGAGCCUUCCGCAGUUACAAUGCUUGUAAAGAGCAGCGAAUGCAACACUUCACCAUUUCUCUUACGGUCAAAACGAGAACAGAACGAACGUGCGAAUCGUGCAUUGGCUCGAUGGAAAGCAAAGAAAAGGGUCAUCCAGAUGUUUAUUGUCAUUGUGGUUCUUUAUUUUGUCUGCUGGACACCUUUAUACGUUAUAAAUGCAUGGAGAGCAUUUGAACCCAAGAGAGCAAUGUUUGCUUUGGAGGGAAGCAUUCAUAUCGUUCAUUUGCUGUCUUACAUAUCCACCUGCGUUAACCCGAUCGUAUAUUGCUUCAUGAACAAAAGGUUCAGGGACAGUUUCCUCUACGUGUUCCUGUGCUGUGCUUCUACAUCUUGUGCGACCAAAUUUCAUCAGGAACGCUGGAAAGACCGAAAGUUUGGUACCAUUGGUUUACAAUCUACUAAAACAAGCAGAUUUUCUAGCCGUUCACGACUUUCGGAAAGAUGCCACAAGCUGAGACAAGAAAUGGAAUUAAAAGAAAGAAAAACGAGUGCUACAUAAUAAUUUUUGUUUUGUGUAUAUGUAUUAAUUUUCUAUGCUCCUUGCCAGAUUUUAUUUCAAUCAAAAUAAAUCAUAUGUACAAAGUUUCAAACGCGUUAAUUUGCCGAAAUAACAAAAUGCGCACA